This is a messenger RNA of Cuscuta europaea, 3468 nucleotides long. NCBI's taxonomy places the organism in Eukaryota, Viridiplantae, Streptophyta, Magnoliopsida, Solanales, Convolvulaceae. The record is from the annotation of a GenBank genome assembly.
CCUCUCUGCUCCUCUUUGUAUCCGCCAAUUAGUCUCAUCUCUCUCACAAGACUCACCAAGCUGCUCAGUGUCCUCCUCGACCCCCUCGGUUCUCUGCUGUCCCUUCCAUCUCGGCUCUUUUCCGCCACGCCCCAAGUGCAGAAACCUACUGGAAAACCUCACCACUAAUUAUCUGAACCCAUGAGGAAGAAGGUCGACCAGCGUAUCCGAACCCUCAUCGAGAAUGGUGUCAAGAACCGUCAUAGAUCAAUUUUCGUUAUCAUUGGAGACAAGUCGCGCGACCAGAUUGUGAACCUGCAUUACAUGCUGAGCAAAGCUGUGGUGAAGUCGCGCCCGACUGUGCUUUGGUGCUACAAGGACAAGCUUGAACUUAGCAGCCACAAGAAAAAAAGGAGGAAGCAACUCAAAAAAUUAAUCCAGAGAGGGUUGGUAGAUGAGGAGCGAGCAGACCCUUUUGAACUUUUUAUUGAAACUGGUGGUGUGUCCUACUGCCUGUACAAGGAUUCAGAAAGAAUUCUUGGAAACACUUUUGGCAUGUGUGUAUUACAGGAUUUUGAGGCUUUGACACCCAAUCUUUUAGCAAGAACUAUAGAAACAGUUGAAGGUGGUGGUUUGAUUGUUUUGCUGCUUCGAUCUUUGACCUCAUUGACAAGUUUAUACACCAUGGUCAUGGAUGUUCAUGAAAGAUAUCGCACAGAAUCUCAUUCUCAAACCUCUGGGCGCUUUAAUGAACGCUUCUUACUUUCACUUGCAUCAUGUAAAGCAUGUAUUGUGAUGGAUGAUGAAUUAAACAUCUUACCGAUCUCAUCGCAUAUGAAGUCAAUUAGCCCAGUCCCUGCUCAAGAGGACUCUGAGGGGCUUUCAGAAGCAGAGCAUGAUUUGAAAAAUUUGAAAGAACAAUUAAAUGAUGACUUCCCUGUUGGUCCUUUGAUCCGAAAGUGCUGUACUUUGGACCAGGGGAAAGCUGUCAUAAACUUUCUUGAUUCAAUUUUGGAUAAGUCACUUCAUAGUACAGUUGCAUUGCUUGCUGCUCGUGGCCGUGGUAAGUCAGCUGCCCUCGGACUGGCAGUUGCAGGAGCUGUUGCAGCUGGGUAUUCUAAUAUUUUUGUAACUGCACCAAGCCCGGAGAAUUUAAAGACUCUGUUUGAGUUUAUUUGCAAGGGAUUUGACAUGCUUCAAUACAAGGAACACUUGGAUUAUGAUGUUGUGAAAAGCAUGAAUCCCGAAUUUAAAAAAGCUACUGUACGGAUCAAUAUCUACAAACAACAUAGGCAGACGAUUCAGUAUAUACAACCACAAGAACAUGCAAAACUGUCACAAGUUGAGUUGCUGGUAAUUGAUGAAGCAGCAGCAAUUCCAUUGCCAGUUGUGAAGGCUUUGCUCGGUCCUUAUCUCGUUUUCCUUUCUUCAACUGUCAAUGGAUAUGAAGGAACAGGACGAUCAUUAUCACUGAAAUUGGUGAAGCAACUAGAGGAGCAAAACCAUGUUUCAUCUAGAAGUGCUGAAAGUUCCCUUUCAGGUAGGCUUUUCAAGAAGAUAGAAUUGAAUGAAUCCAUCAGAUAUGCUCCCGGAGAUCCCAUCGAAUCCUGGCUUAAUUCUUUGCUUUGUCUGGAUGUCACGAAUUUCACCCCAAGUAUCAGCGGGCUACCACCUCCUGGUGAAUGCGAUUUGUAUUAUGUAAAUCGGGAUACACUCUUCUCCUUCCACAAGGAGAGUGAGUUAUUUUUGCAGCGGAUGAUGGCUCUCUUUGUCGCUUCUCACUACAAAAAUUCCCCUGAUGAUUUACAAUUAAUGGCUGAUGCUCCUGCCCACCACUUGUUUGUCCUACUAGGGCCUGUUGAUGAAUCAAAAAACCAUCUCCCUGAUAUUCUGUGUGUGAUCCAGGUCUCCCUUGAGGGUCAGAUUUCACGUGAAUCCGUUAUGAAAAGUUUAAGUGCUGGGCGCCAACCAUCUGGAGAUCAAAUACCAUGGAAAUUUUUUCAGCAGUUUAAUGACACCGUUUUCCCUAGUCUUUCAGGUGCUCGCAUUGUUCGCAUUGCCACACAUCCAACUGCAAUGAAGCUUGGAUAUGGUUCUGCUGCUGUUGAACUGUUAACAAGAUACUUUGAGGGUCAGUUAACUCAGAUUUGUGAACUCGAUGAUGUUGAAGAUGUAUUACAGAAUCCACCAGUCAACGUAAUUGAAGCUGCAGAAAAGGUCUCUCUACUGGAGGAAAAUAUAAAACCGAGGGUAGACCUUCCACCUUUACUUGUACCACUUCGUGAACGGAGGCCUGAGAAACUCCACUAUAUUGGAGUCUCCUUUGGUCUUACGUUGGACCUUUUUCGCUUCUGGAGAAAACAGAAAUUCGGCCCAUUCUUCAUUGGCUAUAGCCCAAAUAGUGUGACUGGGGAGCACACAUGCAUGGUGUUAAAGCCAUUGAAUGCUGAUGAUAUUGAAGUUGAUGAAAACCAUGAGUGGGGCUUUUUUGGUCCUUUUUACCAAGAUUUUAAGAAGAGAUUUUCAAGGCUGCUCGAUAAAAAUUUCCGUUCUAUGGACUACAAGCUUGCUAUGAGUGUAUUGGAUCCUAAGAUCAAUUUUGCGGAUGCUGACUGUUCAGAUGGACUUUUGAAAUCAAUUGAUGGAAUUUUUUCACCACAUGAUAUGAAGAGGCUUGAAGCUUACACAAGCAAUCUUGUAGAUUUUCCAUGGAUUCUGGAUUUGGUCUCAAUACUUGCGCACUUGUUUUUCUCCGAGAAGCUGCCAGUUUCAAUUUCAUAUGCCCAAGCUUCUGUUUUGCUUUGUAUCGGGUUACAGGAUAAAGAUGUUUCUGAAAUUGAGGUAGAAAUGCAUCUAGAAAGACAGCAAAUUUUGUCUCUAUUUAUAAAAACAAUGAAGAAGUUCUACAAGUACUUGUAUGACCUUGCCUCCAAGGAGAUUGAUUCAACUGUAUCUCGCCUAAAAGAAAUUAAGAUGGAACCUCAUGCUAUAUCAUUGGACGAUGAUCUCAACAACGCAGCAAAACAGGUCCAGGAGGAAAUGAAUGCCAAAGUGGAUGAUAGUUUAUUGGACCCAGAUCAACUUCAAGGGUAUGCAAUCAUAGAUAGAGAAGCUGAUUUCAAGAAUGCCCUACAAAAUGGAGGAAAGGUAAUCCCAGGUGGUGUGAUCAGUGUGAAGUCCAACAGAAGGAAGGUUGAUACAGGCUAUAAGGGUGAGAAGAAGAGAAACAAGAAUGACUUCUCAUCCAAAUCAAGCAAGAAGAGGAAAAGUUGAACCCUAAAAGUUUUCAACCUUUAUAUUGUUUUCUAAUUUUAUAUAAUCAUUUCCUUCUUUCGCUUCUGGGAUUUUAAGUCUGCUAAAUGAACAAUCCUAGUGUACGUGAUUGUGAGCUGGGUUGUCAAUUUUGACUAUUUUGAGGACACCAUUAUAGCAUGUAUCUAUUUUGACUAUUUUGAGGUCACCGUCAUAGCAAAAAAAAAAGGAUGACAC